CGAUUGACCAGCGAGAAGAACGGGUAUGGACGCGCUGCACCACCUCACGUAUGGCGUCAAGGGCGUCGACUUUGUCGCUGUCUACGACACGACCGUGCAGCACAUUCCGCUGCGCAAGGAUCUCGCACACCUUCGGCCGCCACCGCCUCGGCUCACCGACAAGCGCGACAUCUUUAUCGGUGUCACCGCCUACCGCGACGGCGUCAAGUGCGGCUUUACGCUCUGGACGGCCUUUGCUCGUGCGGCCCACCCAGAGAAUGUCUUUGUUGGCGUUGUCGACCAGACCAUGGCCGAUGACGUUGCCUGCAUCGACGCCUACUGCGAACGCGCGCGCGAGACGUGGCCGACCGAGCCGUGCAAGUACAAGUCGCAGAUCGCGAUCGACGCGCGAUCGGCAACUACGUCCAAAGGCCCGACUGUCGCCCGCGCGCAGCUGUAUCCGCUCCUCGGUGACCAAGAGUUUAGCAUGAUGAUCGACUCGCACGUGCAGUUUGCGCAAAUGUGGGACGACUUGGUCAUUGCCGAGUGGGUGGCCACGGACAACGAGAUGGCCGUGCUCUCCAACUACCCGAUGGGCUUUGAGCAACUGACGGCCGAUGCCACGUUCACAGGCAACUACGGCUCGCACGUGUGCAACUACGUCUCCCGCCCCGGCGCCGACGCGGUCGUCUACUAUUCGGGGAUCCUCACCGCCUUCAACUUUGAGCGCCCGCUCUUGUCGGUCUCGUGGGCCGGCGGCUUUUCGUUUGGGAAGAGCCACGCGUGGCACCGCGCGCCCAUCGACCCGUACAUGAACUGGGUCUUCUGGGGCGAAGAGUUUUUACAUGCGUACCAGCUCUGGACACGGGGCUACGACAUGUACUCGCCGAGCCGAUAUGGCAACGUUGUCUUUCACAACUGGACCGACAACGGCGACAAGCACCGAUUCACCGACAAUGUGACGCUCGUGACGAGCCAAGACCAGCACAACCGCGAGGAAGCCAUGGCGUACAACCGGUUCCGGCUCAUCUUCCAGCAGUCGUUCAGCGGCGAGGUCGACUCCCGCGAGAUCGACAAGUACGGCAGCGGCACCGUGCGGUCCCGCGAGCAGUUCUUCACGUAUGCCAACAUCUCCAACACGGACGCCAACAAGGACUUUGCGGCGUGCAACCAACUGCACUUUGUGCCGUACGCAGACCCGACCGAGCUCGAGGCGCUGCUUCCAGGGUGGCGCUUUGCCGACUCCAACUUGGCGGCAAAGGACGUUGUCACGGUCAACAACUCGGUGCUCCACGACCUCCGACGCAAACUCGACGACGCCGAGACGACUGUGACGCAGCUGCGUCACGCUGUCGAAGCCGCGCGCCACGAGCAGACACAUGCGUUUCAACUUCUCGAGACGGCGCGCAAGGAGCUCGAAGAAAGAGAGCAAGCGACGCUGCGCGCGAUGCACCAAACGCUCGAGAAGGUCGCGCGGCAGAACAGCCGCAUGAUCAACGGCAUGAGCAUUCGCCUGCGCCAAAUCCAGCAAACGUCCACCCACGUCUAUAGCGAGCUCGCGCUCGUGGUGUUGAUGCUCGUGACGGUGCUCAUCGCUCUCUUUGGCCGCUGCUGGGGCAAGCGCAGAUCGAACGCCGUUGCUUACACCAAGCUACAAGCGACCGAGUAAGAGCUUCUGGCGCCAUGACUGACAAUCAGUUCUGGUUGCAAGACAUUAUCUAUCUUUUAAUUGAAUAUCUAUCUUUUUUGCGCUA
Saprolegnia diclina VS20 is the source of this 1733-nucleotide messenger RNA. RefSeq lists its product as hypothetical. The record is from RefSeq and is a predicted model, not a curated record. NCBI's taxonomy places the organism in Eukaryota, Oomycota, Saprolegniomycetes, Saprolegniales, Saprolegniaceae. The transcript is spliced from 2 exons. The coding region runs from base 26 to 1648 and encodes 540 amino acids.